This is a messenger RNA of Loxodonta africana (African savanna elephant), 6186 nucleotides long. It is a transcript of the gene ARHGEF10, whose product is annotated as Rho guanine nucleotide exchange factor 10. Gene Ontology annotation, molecular function: protein binding; guanyl-nucleotide exchange factor activity. The record is from RefSeq and is a predicted model, not a curated record. The transcript is spliced from 29 exons. Gene Ontology annotation, biological process: actin cytoskeleton organization; positive regulation of stress fiber assembly; mitotic spindle assembly. Gene Ontology annotation, cellular component: centrosome. The coding region runs from base 134 to 4180 and encodes 1348 amino acids. Lineage: Eukaryota; Metazoa; Chordata; Mammalia; Proboscidea; Elephantidae.
GGCGGCGGCGCGGGAGGCUCGGGCUGUGCCCGGCGGGGGUCGGACGGCCUCCGGGACUGCAGCGGCCGCGCUCGGCUCGGAUGGGGUAGCCAUUCAGUUAACAAAGCUGAGAGGAGGCCCCUGAAGCUGCAGUAUGGACCCACAAGAAUCGCCUCCUCCCGCACCAGAAGAAAAUGAAGUAAAAUAUGAUACUAAUAAUAACGAAGAAGAGGAGGGAGAACAAUUUGAUUUUGACAGUGGAGACGAAAUUCCAGAAGCAGAUAGACAAACACCGUCUGACCCCACUGCCAGUAAUGCUGUAGCGAAUGAAGAAGCUUCCAACACAGCAGGAGAAAAUGGACCUGGGACAGAAACAAUGGUGUUAGCAGAGCCCGCUAAACUCACGGUGCCAACUAAGGUCAAUCCAUAUUCAGUCAUCGACAUCACCCCGUUCCAGGAAGAUCAGGCCCCAGCUCCGGAACCGAAUGCCGAGGAGGACGGCUUGAGCCUGCACGUGCCCAGCGGGUACUCCAUUCCCGUGCCCUGUGGCUACGCAGUCCCUUCAAGCCUGCCUUUGAUACUGCCGGCCUACUCCAGUCCUGUCAUCAUUCGCACUGUUUCUGUGGACGAAGAAGCAGAAACACAGGAAGCAGCAGAAGAUAGCCAGUUUAAUUCUUUCAGUUCUGAGGAUCCACCAAACAGUGAAGAUCAAGGCAAUAAAGAAGACAGUGCCCUGGCCCGAUGGGUUGCAGAUCCUGCCAAUACAGCGUGGAUGGAAAAUGCAGAAGAAGCAAUUUAUGAUGAUGUCCCAAGAGAGAAUUCAGACUCGGAGCCAGAUGAAAUGAUUUAUGAUGACGUUGAAAAUGGGGAUGAAGGUGGAAACAGCUCAUUGGAAUAUGGAUGGAGCUCAAGUGAAUUUGAAAGUUACGAAGAGCAAAGUGACUCAGAGUGCAAAAAUGGAACCCCUAGGUCCUUCUUGCGUAGCAACCACAAGAAGCAACUUUCUCAUGACCUAACCCGUUUAAAGGAGCACUAUGAGAAAAAGAUGAAAGAUUUGAUGGCAAACACUGUGGGAGCGGUAGAGAUUCAGCAGCUAAAGCAAAAACAUGAACUGAAGAUGCAAAAACUCAUGAAGGCUGCAAAGGAGGGCACCAAAGAUGGCCUUGAGAAAACAAAAGCUGCAGUGAAGAGAGGCCGCUCGUUCAUCAGAACCAAGUCUUUUAUUUCUCAAGAUCACAGAUCUUGCCUUGAAGAAGAGCAAAAUUUAUUUAUUGAUGUUGACUGCAAGCACCCAGAAGCCAUCAUGACCCCAAUGCCUGAAGGUUUAUCUCAGCAGCAGGUUGUAAGAAGAUAUAUUCUGGGUUCAAUUGUGGACAGUGAAAAGAACUACGUAGAUGCUCUUAAGAGGAUUUUGGAGCAAUAUGAGAAACCACUGUCUGAGAUGGAGCCAAAGAUUCUGAGUGAAAGGAAACUGAAGAUGGUGUUUUACCGGGUUAAAGAAAUCCUGCAGUGCCAUUCCAUGUUUCAGAUCGCGCUGGCCAGCCGAGUUUCCGAGUGGGAUUCCUUGGAGAUGAUUGGCGAUGUCUUCGUUGCUUCGUUUUCUAAAUCCAUGGUCCUGGAUGCUUACAGUGAAUACGUGAAUAAUUUUAGCACAGCUGUGGCAAUCCUCAAGAAAACGUGUGCUACAAAGCCUGCUUUUCUUGACUUUCUAAAGCAGUGCCAGGAAUCAAGUCCAGAUCGAAUCACACUCUAUAGUUUGAUGAUGAAACCAAUACAGAGAUUUCCACAGUUCAUUCUUCUGCUCCAGGAUAUGUUGAAGAAUACGUCCAAGGGACAUCCUGACAGGCUUCCUCUUCAGAUGGCGCUCACAGAGCUUGAAACAUUAGCGGAGAAAUUAAAUGAAAGGAAAAGGGAUGCUGAUCAACGCUGUGAAAUUAAACAGAUAGCAAAAGCCAUAAAUGAAAGAUACCUAAACAAGCUUCUCAGCAGUGGAAAUAGGUAUCUCAUCCGAUCUGACGAUAUGAUAGAAACAGUUUACAACGACAGAGGAGAAAUUGUUAAAACCAAAGAACGUCGGAUCUUCAUGUUAAAUGAUGUACUGAUGUGUGCUACGGUUAGUGCGCGCACCUCGCAUGAAAGCAAUGCUAUGAUAUCAACCAGCCAAAGGUAUUUAUUAAAAUGGAGCGUUCCUCUCGGACACGUAGAAGUAAUAGAAUACGGCAAUAAUGAAGGCCCCGGAGAAAACAGCAGGUAUCCCCCAGUGCACUCGCUGGAGAGCCUGCUGGUGGUUGCCAAUGCUAAGCCAAACAAAGUUUACACGGGACCAGGACAGCUCUACCAAGACUUACAAAACUUGUUGCACGACCUGAAUGUAAUUGGUCAAAUCACUCAACUGAUAGGAAACCUUAAAGGAAACUAUCAGAACUUAAACCAGUCCAUAGCCCAUGAUUGGACAUCAGGUUUACAGAGACUUAUUUUGAAGAAAGAAGAAGAAAUCAGAGCUGCUGAUUGCUGUAGAAUUCAGUUACAGCUUCCGGGGAAGCAAGACAAGUCUGGGCGACCUACUUUCUUCACAGCUGUGUUUAAUACAUUUACCCCUGCCAUCAAGCAGUCUUGGAUCAACAACUUACAGAUGGCUAAGCUUGCCCUUGAGGAGGAGAACCAUAUGGGUUGGUUCUGUGUAGAAGACGACGGGAAUCAAAUUAAAAAAGACAAACAUCCUCUCCUUGUCCGAUACAUGCCAGUGAUGGUGGCCAAACAGCAGGAGUUUAAGAUUGAAUGUGCCGCUUAUAAUCCUGAACCUUACUUGAGUAAUGAGAACCAACCAGAUUCAGUCUCCAUGGCGCAUGGCUUCCUGUGGAUUGGAAGUUGUACCAAUCAAAUGGGCCAGAUAGCCAUUGUCUCAUUUCAAAAUUCCAACCCCAAAGUUAUUGAAUGCUUCAAUGUGGAAUCUCGCAUCCUUUGUAUGGUCUACAUACCAGUGGAAGAGAAACGGAAAGAGCCCGACGAGGCCUCCGAUUGUGAAACUGGAGCUGUGAGAGCAUCAGGUGUCCCGACCAUUUGUUUGGGGACGGAAGAAGGAAGCAUUUUCAUUUAUAAAAGCAGCCAAGGCUCAAAGAAAGUGAGACUCCAACACUUCUUCACUCCUGAGAAAUCCACCGUCAUGAGCUUAGCCUGUACGUCUCAGAAUCUGUAUGCUGGCCUCGUGAAUGGGACUGUUGCCAUCUACACAAAAGCAGAAGAUGGAUCGUGGAAUUCUGAGCCUCAAAAAGUGAUAAAAUUAGGCGUCCUGCCAGUUAGAAGUCUACUGCUGAUGGAAGAUACAUUAUGGGCUGCUUCUGGAGGCCAAGUUUUUAUAAUCAGCAUUGAGACCCAUUCUAUAGAGAAUCAGCUUGAGGCCCACCAAGAAGAAGGCAUGGUGAUCUCUCACAUGGCUGUGGCUGGCGUUGGAAUUUGGAUCGCCUUUACAUCUGGGUCCACACUUCGUCUGUUUCAUACAGAAACACUUAAGCAUCUCCAGGACAUCAACAUAGCCACCCCUGUUCAUCAUAUGUUACCAGGGCAUCAGCGGGUGUCUGUGACUAGUCUGCUGGUUUGCCACGGCUUACUGAUGGUUGGCACCAAUUUGGGCAUCGUGGUCGCCCUGCCAGUUCCUCGGCUGCAGGGGAUCCCCAAAGUAACUGGAAGAGGUAUGGUUUCCUACCAUGCACACAAUGGACCAGUCAAGUUCCUUGUGACCGCUACGGCUUUACACAAGAAAAACAAAAACAAGUCCAGAGAUAGCCUGCCCCCCAGUUCUGAACCCCAGGAUGAAGACCAGAAGGACAUGCUUCCAAGCGAGGCCCUCAGCUCUUGCCUAAGUCACAGCAACCCUGAUGGUGCCAUUUGGUUGGGAGACCCACUAGGCUCAAUGACUCAAAAGAGCGACUUGUCGUCAUCUUCUGGCUCCCUGACUUUGUCUCAUGGCUCUAGCUCUCUAGAGCACAAGUCAGAGGACAGUAUCAUCUAUGACCUCUUGAGGGAUCCAAACAUCUCACUGAAAAGCAAAGCACAGCGAUUCAAGAGAGCGAAAGCCUGUUCAGUGCUAGUGGUUUGUGGAGGGCAGGGCCACAGACGGGUGAAUAAGAAGACCAGACAGCAACGACCAGACGAGCUCGUGUCUUCUGUUAUGGUCUGGCAGAUCCCCCUGUUAAAUAUAUAAGUGAAAGGCCACGCUUCCUGGGAUUGAAAUUUGCAAUCAAGGAUGACCUUUUAGCUAAAUCAUAUGAUGUAAAUGAUUUAGGCUGUAUCUACACUGGUUGGGGAUAAAUGAAAAACAGUAUUUGGGGAAGAAAUGUGCAAUAUCAGAAUGUUGGCUUUCCUGCCAAUUCCAUCCUUCUCUUCCACACAGCAGAGCGGAAUGUAAACACUUCUAAAGAAGGUAGAAGAUUGAUGCAGCUUUUGAGUAAUUUGAAGUUCUGGGAAAAUACCAUCCUCUCUUUGAUUGCUGUAGUCCAUACAUGAGUAAUAGAUAAUUCAACUUCAUCACCUUUGAAGCUAUGCCUGUAUCAUAUUGCUUACAGAAUUUGGAAACUAAGAAUUUGUGGGGAAAUUAUAGCAUAUUCAAUAGUGUAGGAAUUUAUUAACAAUUCUUAAUUUUUUUUUACUUGAUUCAGCUUCAUUUCUUUUAUUUAUAUUCCAUAUUUUAAAAAUUUCAGAAUAGAAUUUGUAACAAGAAAGCCAGGUAACAGAUACCAGUCCAGAGGAUGUUACUUGCUUUCAGAAAUGAGCUGGAUUUUCCAAAGUGGUAUGAUACACAUAUUGUAUAUUUUAACAAAGUAGUAUUUUUAUAUUGCAUUUUUUUUUCAAUUAAAAAAUUAACAGCUAAUGUUUUUGGUCAUAUGUUAUCUGUAACAUUUCACAAAUAAUAAUUGCUUUGAACCAAAAUGCUCAAUACCUAGCAACAUUAGACUCAAGCAUCAAUGCCAAAAUAUUCUUCCCUUCUCGUAUUAAAUAGCAUUAAUAUCUAUAUUAGAAAUAUAUAUGUUCUAGUGUUGUAGGAAAUGUAUACAUGAAGUCUUGGUCAAUUCUUUAAUGUGUUUCUUGCACCUGUUGACUGUGGAACACUGUCAGUUUGUGAAUAUGCAUUCGGAAUGGCUCGUGGUGCUAGUCAGUGUGGGUGUUCCAUUGCUGGCGAUGGGAUGUGGACCAAGAAAACCGAACCUCUGAUCAACACUAUGUUCAUUUAGAUAUCUCUUCUGCAGAAUGCACAGGUUUGUAUUCUGCAGUUCAUCUCUUCCAUGUCAAGACAUGUGAGUAAUCAGUGAGUUCCAUUAUGUUCAACGCAUAUUUAUGUAUCAAUGUUUUACUUACCGGACAAUUAAAAAAUUAAUGCAGCCAUUCACCAGAAAUAAAUUUCUUAGCACUUUACAGGUGAUUAAAGAUGCUAAUUUUAUGACUUGGCCAAAUAUUUUCUAAGGUGCAUAUAUACCCCAUGUGAAAGUAAUAUCUUCCCAAGCUUCCUUAAACUGUUAGCUACCAUCUUAUUUUAUAAAUAAAGUAUUUUAUUUGAAAAUAUAAUGUUACAGGGUGCCUUUUUUUUCCCCCAUAAAAUACAAAAGAGCAAUUAAAUUCUGGAGGGGAGUGGGGAAGCCUGAGCUAUCUUUUGACAUUAGGCAUCACCACUUGCUGGUUUGGAAGUGGUGACAGUUAUUUAUAAUUUCCAGAAACAGUUCACAAUGUAAAUCAAAAAUAAUACUUUGAAUUUGAAGUAGUUACUAAAAAAGUUUCAAGAGACUCAUGUACUGGACAGUUUUUAAUUUCAAUAGCAUCAUGAAUUGAAUGAGUUAAUAUAAGAAGUAUCUAUAGUGAACUAAGAUCUGUAACAUUUUGCACUGAUUAAAACAAUAAAGCAUCUCAGCGUUUUCAUGGUCAAAAAAAAAACAAAAAUUACUUCUGUAUACCUUUUAGUUAAACCAUGACACCUAAAGUAUUUUUGGUCUUCAUCAAUAUCUGAAAAACCUCAGCUUACAAAUGCCAAAUUUUCUUCAGCACAUAAAUAUGUAAAAAAGUACCAGUUGAGGUUUCAGUUUGCUUUUUAAUAUUGAUAAUAUCUCUAGAGAAAACUUAUAUAACAUUGUAUGUGUGUCACUUUACAUGUUUUUAUUGCAGAGUUUUAAAGUUCUGUCUUAGAGCUUUCAGGAUCAAUUUAUUACUAUUUUUAAUUAA